AUGCCGCUGCGUUCGGAAGCAGGCGCUGACGAGGCCAACUUUUGUCAUUUUGUAUGUGUGAUACAGCUCUUUCUCAAAGAGCGACCGGUCAAUGUCUUUGGGCUGCAAAAGAUGGAAGAUGUUUUUGAAUGCACUCGCAAUGCUCUGUUCUGGUGCUAUUGCCAUCUGGGACCUUUCAGAGCAGAUUUUGGGUGGCAAAUCGAGAUUGCGAUCGAUGUCAUGACCACCUUGCGCUAUGGAGACCCCAGUACUUAUCCUGAAUGCAGGAUUGUCGGAGGGCUGCCAGAUACGACUGAGGGGAUCAAAGUACCAUUGACUCGUUUCACGAAGUGGGACUUUUAUAUGGCCACCCUUUUCAUCAGCUAUCUGGAUGCUAUGACACUGGAUUACAAGAACUUCAGGUGGUCGACGUUUCGGGAGAACCUCUGGGAAGCAUUCAAUAAGGCCGUGCAGCACUCGGAGCUGGAUGAUGACUUGCGGAUCGGAAACUUUGGUGGAUCCUGGUGGGAAUUCGAAUUGAAAGAAGGAAAUACUUCGCCACCACCUCUGGCUGCUUCGGCCAGUGGCUGCUUCGGCCACAUGGCGCUGGAAAUGCGACGUUACGUCAAGAAGUAUCCAGCUCGGGCAGCAGAGCAGGUUGCGAUCGACGUUGGUGGGGUGCUGAGCAACAAACAGGUGGAGUACCAGGACGGACAGACUAUCUACCGGGCAGCCAUGCCUGGUGCAUACAUGUUCAUCCACAUGUUGAAGCACCGCACAGGCAGGUGGCCGAAGGUGGUGUCUCGAGUAAACCAGCCAGACAAGUGCCCCCACUGGGUGCACCGUUUUUGCGUGUCCCUGGGAAUGCCACAAGGCCAAGUGAAUUUGGUCAAGCACAUGGACGACAAGAAGUAUUUCACUGAAGGAAUGACUUGCGUCAUCGACGACCAAUGGCUGGCGUUAAAAAUGAUGGCCUGUGGAGGCCAGGAAACGUUGAUUGAUGCUAUUUGGUUUCAUGCAGACAAAAAGAAACUGCCACCAGGUCAGAGCUCUUUGGAUUCAUGGGUGGGCGGAAAGAUGACCAUCCUUGGCACUUUUGAGGAGUUGGUCCAACAUCUGCGGCUGCAGUGCCCGCCCCAAGUCCAACAAAUUUUUGCCGAAGGGCCUCCCAAUGGUCCGCACAAGCCAGAGUUGGUGCAACGGGCUUUGGCGCUUUUGGAGCCAAAAGAGGUCGGGGACACAGUCGUCCAAGCAGGUUCCUCCAAUCCACCAUCGUCCGGCUUGAUCUUGACAGAAAGACCUGAUCACAUUGAGAAACCGCUGGAUGACAAUGACGAGGAGGACCGCGCAGCAGAGAAAAUGAAGCAAAGGAGGGUCUUCAUCUCUGCAAAAGAUGAUGACUACGAGUACUACUCUGAGUAUGAAUAUUCCUCUGCAGAUGAUGAUGUUGCCAACGCAACCAACCUGGAUGUGGAUGCACUAGCCACAUAUGACGCAGACGUGGACAUGGAUCCUGGACCUUCGAAGGAACACCUGAUGAAGGUGCAUGAUGCUUUAGCCGUCAUUUACUCACAUGAGAUGUUCAAGGACAUCCUCACAGCGGAGCCUUUGUCCGUCAAAGAUGGCGGCAGAGAAGCAUCACUGGAUCUGCCUCAGGUUCCCAUCAACAGUGCACAGGUGCAACAAAUCAAGCAGCACUGGUUUCCUUCGAACGAGCCACCGUCGUUGUGCCCCUUUACCGUCACGGUUGCUCUGGAAACACCUGCUUGCAUCGGCAAGCGUCCGGACAAUGGAUUUCAGCGCCUCAGUCCUCCAGAGCCGGUGCAUGCCCUGCUGUUCGCCCUCGCCGAAGCCAUUGAAACCAAAGCCAAGGUUGGAGUCUUGCGCGCCUUGAAGAAUUGCAUUCUCACGGCCACCUUUGUUUUUGAAAUCUGUCCCAUUGGUGAACAGCGGUAUUGGCGCGCGGCCAAUAUUCGUGAGGAGAUGGUGGAGAAGGGGCUGUCCGUUCAGAUGAGCUUGAGGCAACGCAUAUAUGAGAUCGCAGGCUUUCAUGAGCAGAAGAAAAAAACUGAGGCCAACUUGGGUUCGAAAAAACUGGCUGGUCUUUACACCCAGCAUCUCAAAUUAGCCUCGAACCAAGAAAAAAUCUCAGAGAGUUUCAUCGAUUCAGCUUUGACCAUCCAUCGACGACUUCUCAGCCUCCCCAGAUGUCAAGAAGUGCUGGAGUGGUGCGACCAAAACUGGUUGUCCUCCAAUGCAUGGAAGUCAGUCUACGCCUUGCAGGCUUUGAUUGACAGAGCAGGGACGCCUGAGUUGAUUGCCUGGUCCCUGGAAGGAAUGGUGGACGGUGUCCGCAUGUCGUUCAUUGACGCGGGGUUUUUUGUAAUCAGCAAGCUGAAAGACUCAAGGCAAAGUUACAUCGAGGUCCUCAAGAUGAAGCGCAAGACUUUGAAUCAUUGCCUGAACCAGUGGUUGAAUACUUUGGAACUCAGCAAGGAAUGGAAAGAAAAGAUCCGCAACUUUUGUGGUUCCUUCGAUAAUGUGCGAAAACACCUGUCGCCAUACCCUGACACACAGGCUGAUACGGCCUGGUUACUGGGCUGCCCGCCAAGCGUCACUGAAAUUUGCGAUUUCCUGGAUGCCUUGGUGUAUGGAAGUCAGUAUGACCUGAGGUACAAGGACGCAAUAAAAAGCAAACGCGAAGUCCAAGAUUUUUUGAAUUACCCGUCGCUGAAGUCCACAAUGGAGAACAUCGAACAAAAAGUUCGCCAAGAGACGACGCCUGAAGCGACACAAGAACGGCCAGCAGAAAUAGUUGCUGCUGAAACAGAACCACAGCCUCAGGAAACUGAGGCUGCUUCGGCCUCUGAGGCUGCUGCGGCCUCUGAAUCAACGGCCCCGUCAUCCACUGCACUUUCUGAGGCAGAUAAAGCUUUGUGGCUUCAACACAUGCGCAAGGUCCUUGCCCAGCAUGUCCGCUUUGUAAGCGAUCAUCGCACAAAUGUGGACCUGGAAAAAGCCUUGAAAGAAACUCCUUUCAUGUCGCUACGCGGGGAUCCAACUGGCCUGGGCAUGUUUUUGUUUGAUCUGAAAAAAUAUGGCGAACCCACCACGCGGCCAGACUUGAGAACGGCAACAUUCCGGGAGCCCUUGUACACCAAGCUCGUCAAAAGUGUUCUUACAGCGCGGCAAGAGGUCAUAGGCCACAGCCACCCAAACCUGAUGGCAGGGGACGUGGCUGUGGUCUUUGACGCCGGCAAAAAAGGUCUUCGAAACAAAUUGAUGUCGCCCUGGAAAGAAGGAACGGCCAAAAGCAAAGAAAACGACGAAGAAGAUGAAGAAGAUGCAGAAGAAGACCAGGAAGAUGAGGACAAGCCAACCUUCUGCGCAGACACACUGAUGAUUGGAUACUCAGAAUCCUCUCUAGCAGCCAGAAAGAAGCGAGUCCGUGGAACCUGCACCUUGAAGCAAAUGGAGGGAUGUCACAUCUUCACAUCCAAAAAACUGUCCCUUCCCAGCCGUGACAGAAAGCACUUCGCAGGUUCUACCACAGGCGACUUGAUUGCCAAUGUGCACAUGCCCCCUUGGUCUUCUGAGUGGCACUUGCCUUGGAAAGAGAAAAAAGAACUUCUGGGGAAAAAACACCAGAUCCUGGUGGGUGGGAAAACGCACGACAAGGACGAUGGAGACAAGCAGAACAGCAGAUCCCGCAAUGGUUCAGAGCCGGUGUGCUACCACAGUCCUCCGUACGAGCUCUGUGAAGAGCUGAUUCAUGACUUUUUUGUGAAAAUGAUCAUUGAUCUGACACCGCUGGAUGCACGAAUGGCUUGGGCAGCUUUGCGCAACCGUGUGGGGUACGUAGGCAUAGCUUUCAACCCUGAACACCAGCGCCUUCUCGAAGAACGUUUGCUCACGUUGCUGGAAAAGGACAUGAAAGACCCUGAGUCACCUUUGUUUUCUGCAGCUUACGCUGAGGAGGAGGAGCAAGAGGAGGAGGAGGAACAGGAAAACGCUGAGAAUGUGGAGAAUGAGGACGAGGAAGAGGUGUGGGAUCCCUUGGCCGACGACGAGUGA
This is a messenger RNA of Durusdinium trenchii, 4053 nucleotides long. The record is from the annotation of a GenBank genome assembly. Lineage: Eukaryota; Dinophyceae; Suessiales; Symbiodiniaceae.